AUGGUGCUGUAUGUGAUAGCUGUGGUACUGGUCGCAGGAGCCACGUCACUUCACGCUCUCGAUAUAUCUCAAUGUAUCGCGCCACUCGGGAUGGAGAGCGGGUUGAUUCCCGACAAGGAUAUCAGCGCUAGUUCUUGCUAUAACGACGGCAAUGUGGCCCCGCAAAAUGGAAGGUUAAAUCAAGAUAUCAAGGGUGGAGCCUGGUGUCCAAGGUCUCAGAUCACGACUGAGUCAACAGAAUGGUUGGAAAUCGAUCUGCAUUCAGUGCACGUUAUCACAGGAACCGGUACGCAAGGCCGGUUCGGGAACGGCCAGGGCCAGGAGUACGCGGAGGCCUACGUCAUCGAGUACUGGCGGCCCAAACUCGGCAAGUGGGUGAGGUACCGGACCGGCGACGGACAAGAGAUUCUGCAGGGAAACACGAACACUUACUUAGAGAAGAAGAACCACCUCGAGCCGCCGAUCUGGGCAUCAAAGAUACGAUUCAUACCGUACAGCUCCCACCGGCGCACCGUCUGCAUGAGGGUCGAACUCUAUGGCUGUUAUUGGAGCGUGGGGAUUGUCGCGUACUCCAUGCCGAAGGGCGACAAACGUAGUAAUGGCGUAGAGCUGACGGACAUGGUGUACGAUGGGCAGUGGGGCGAGGAGCUGCGUGGCGGCUUGGGCCAGCUGGUGGACGGCAAGUUCGGGGGUGACGAGAUCCGCGAGGCCGCCAAGAACUCCGCCUGGGUCGGCUGGAGGAACGACUCCCGCCCUAACCCGCCCACCCUCACCUUUGAGUUUGACAAAGUGCGGGAGUUCAGCGCAGUCCAUUUGUACUGCAAUAAUAAAUUCAUGCGCGAUGUUCAGGUGUUUUCUGAGGCAAUAAUAUCGUUCUCUAUCGGCGGGCGGCACUUCCAAGACGAGCCGAUACACUACACGUACGUGGAGGACAACAUAUUCGAGAACUCGCGCAACGUGAGCAUCAAGCUGCACCACCGCAUCGGCAAGUGGGUGCGCAUCGAGCUGCGCUUCUCUGCGAGGUGGAUACUUAUCAGCGAGGUCGUCUUUGACUCUGACGUCGCACAAGGAAACUACACACCAGAAAGCCAGAAACCACCUGCGGGUAAAGACAAGAAGUUGACGACGCUUACCAAAGAGGUGCCGAUAUCAACAGCGCACCAAGAAGACCCGCUGUAUGUGGCGAUAGUAGUGGGAGUGCUGACGGCCUUGGUGAUCUUGCUGGCGGUGGCCAUCUUCCUCAUAGUACAUAGACAUAGACAUAGGAAAUGUUUUGCUUCACCAUUGGCCAAGUCCACUGUGUCCCAGAAACGCACAAUUGACAACUACAGCGGAUGCGGCACUUCUAUGUUGCCGGAAAACAAGAUGAUAAUAGACUGCGCCUUAGAUGUUAAGUCCGACGAGUACCAGGAGCCAUAUCAAGCGCUCAAGUGUGCUCCCUAUUUUAGCUAUAGUACUGUAUUGUUGGAAAUGAAAGAUUUCGUUAAAGAUUCUAACACUGCACUCUCAGACAGCUCAAACUACGACUAUGCAGUGCCUGAGCUGAGCUCAGCGCCGUUGCUGACAAAGCGGCGACUGGAUUCGCUGUCGGAGCGAGCGACCGACCUGGUGGAGGACAUCGACACACGACGCUCUGCAGGCGGGUCCGUGCGCUCCAAGCAUAGCACUCGGUCACCAAGUCAACAAGAAGUAUUCAUAGAUCUUAAGAGACGUCUGGAGACCACCAAUGUGAUAGAGUUCCCGAGACAUAGACUGAGAAUGAUCUCCAAGUUGGCUGAAGGUGCAUUUGGCACGGUAUACGUAGCGGAGGCUGACGGGGUACCCGAGUACAACGGUACAAUCACGUCAGAGAAGCGGCUCGUGGCCGUCAAGUUCCUGUGCCACGACGCCACUGUUAAGGAGAGGUAUAUCAUGGAUGAGUUUGAGCGUGACGUGCGUAUCUUGGCUGCGUUAUCUUCCCCUCACUUGGCUCGUGUGCUGGGUGCGUGUCGGACGCCUCCCCUGGCCGUGGUGUUGGAGUACUUGGAACUCGGCGACCUCUGUGCGUUCCUCCGCUCCGCGGUGCCUCCCGCCGCACAUAUGCUCCUGCACCUCGCCACGCAGAUUGCUGCUGGAAUGCAAUACCUCGAGUCACUUAAUUUCGUACAUAGAGAUUUAGCUGCCAGGAACUGCUUGAUAGGAAAGAACUUCCAAGUAAAAAUCAGUGACUUUGGUACCGACAACGAAGCGUAUGCGUGUGAUUAUUACAAGGUGGACGGUCGGAUCCCACUACCGCUGCGGUGGGCCGCCUGGGAGUCUGUGUUGAGGGCCAAGUAUACCACCAAGAGCGAUGUCUGGGCCUUCGGAGUCACACUGCACGAAAUCUUUACCCUGUGCAGACGAAGGCCUUACGAACAUUUGACUGAUAACGAGGUACUGGAGAACCUGUCGCACCUGCAGGCGGACGACGGCCUGUUCGAGUGCGUGGACCGCGCGGCCGGGUGUCCGCGCGACGUGUACGACCUCAUGUGCGAGUGCUGGCGCCGCGACGAGCUCGAGCGCCCCACCUUCGCAGAGAUCCACCUCUUCCUACAGCGCAAGAGCCUCAACUAUGCGACCACGUGA
Spodoptera littoralis (African cotton leafworm) is the source of this 2604-nucleotide messenger RNA. The record is from the annotation of a GenBank genome assembly. Lineage: Eukaryota; Metazoa; Arthropoda; Insecta; Lepidoptera; Noctuidae.